AUGCAGUCGCGCUACGCGGCGUCGAAGCUACUGCAAAUCCUCCUUGCCCGAGAACUCGCGUCGAAACUUACAGAUUCGGGAGUGAUUCUGAAUAUCCUGCAACCUGGCCCUUGCUAUUCUCAAUUGACUCGCGAAGACGAGAGCCGGAUGAACACUAUACUGAAGCUGGUCCUUGUACGCUCCACGGAAAUCGGCAGUCGCACUUUGCUUGCAGCAGCAUUGGCGGGGCCUGAAAGUCAUGAAGCGUAUAUGAGGGACGGCAUAGUCGAUAAUGGGGCCUUGUCUCCUUUUAUUCAGAGUGAAGAGGGGGGGGGAAAGGCACAGCGAAAGGUGUGGAAAUAA
Messenger RNA from Penicillium subrubescens, 342 nucleotides. RefSeq lists its product as uncharacterized. The transcript has a single exon. NCBI's taxonomy places the organism in Eukaryota, Fungi, Ascomycota, Eurotiomycetes, Eurotiales, Aspergillaceae. Bases 1 to 342 code for a protein of 113 amino acids. The record is from RefSeq and is a predicted model, not a curated record.